Messenger RNA from Salvelinus sp. IW2-2015, 2228 nucleotides. Lineage: Eukaryota; Metazoa; Chordata; Actinopteri; Salmoniformes; Salmonidae. The record is from RefSeq and is a predicted model, not a curated record.
AUGGGCUUAUGCUUCUACUAUGAAACAUCCAUAUUAGAACACUUUGCAUGUUUGUGCCGAUACCAAACUCACUUCCCCACUGUUUUUCUAGCUGGUAACGACGUGAAGGACAUCUUUGCCAGUGCGAGGUGUGGAGACCAAUAUCGACUCUUAAAGAUUGUGAUUGAGGAUGAGCAGCUAGCUUUGGGCGAAACCAGGCAAGCAUCAAAGACAUGGGACCAAGAGUAUGACUCGUUAGUCCUGCCUCUACUACAGGACGACCUGCCAUCUUAUAUCCUGUACCGACUGGACUCCUCCAACAACCAGGGCUAUGAGUGGAUCUUCAUGGCCUGGUCACCUGACCACUCUCCUGUGCGACAUAAGAUGUUAUACGCUGCUACCAGGGCCACACUAAAGAAGGAAUUUGGUGGGGGGCUUAUCAAAGAUGAGCUCUUUGGCAAUACAAAGGAUGAUGUGUCUCUGAGUGGCUACAAGAAGUACCUGGUGACCAAGGCCGCACCACUACCACUCACUGCUGCUGAGGAGGAACUGAGACAGAUCAAACUCAGUGAGGUGCAGACUGACAUCAGUGUAGACACCAAGCAGAAGACACUGCAGGGAGUGGCGUUCCCCAUGCAUGGAGACGCAUUCGAGGCGCUCAAACGAUUCAGAGACAAGCAAGUCAACUACGUACAACUUGAAAUAGACUUUGCCAAAGAACUCAUUAGGUUGUCUAACACUGAACCAACCGAGGUGAAAGACCUGCCCAAGAGGAUCCCCACAGAGUCUGCUCGCUAUCACUUCUUCCGCUACAAUCAUUCCCACGAGGGUGACUACUUGGAGUCCACAGUGUUCAUUUAUUCCAUGCCGGGGUACAAGUGCAGCAUCAAAGAGAGGAUGCUCUAUUCCAGUUGCAAAAAUCCCCUGGUGGACAUGGUGGAGAACAACAUGCAAAUUGACAUUUUGAAGAAGCUCGAGAUUGAAAGCGGGGAAGAGCUGACUGGUGACUUCCUGUAUGAGGAAGUCCAUCCCAAGCAGCACGCACACAAGCAGGCCUUCGCCAAGCCCAAGGGUCCCGCUGGGAAGAAGGGAGGACGCCGCAUCACCAGACCACCUGGCGAUGGAGAAGAGGAUGACUAAACAGACCCCCCCCCGCCACACACACCCACACGCUCCAUAAUGGAACAUUCCAAGUGAUGGAGGGAAAUAUUAUUUGAGACAACCUCUUGUAAAAUAUUUUUAAAAACUUCUAAACCCUCGAAGCCUAAGUGAUGGAGGGAAAUAUUAUUUGAGACAACCUCUUGUAAAAUAUUUWAAAAAAUAAAAAAUUACAAAAAACUUCUAAACCCUCGAAGCCCACCCAGAGACUGAACUAUGCACGCCAAUGGACAACUGAGCUGAAACACACACUUGAGAAUGUCCAUUUGUAGCCUGCGAUUCAUUCAAAGUAUUUUACUGAGCUAUUCAGAGGUUAGAACAAGUUAAGUAAGAAAGGUUUUUACACUGUUGCCGAGAAUAAAAAAAUAUGUUAGUGCGACUAAUGUGAAUUUGUGCCAAUGUGACGAACCCUCCAUGAGUUGAGUUCACAUGCUUGCAAUCAUUCCUUGCAUUCCUCUAUAGAUCAAUGCCAAUUUGUUAUGUGUUUCCUGUACCUAAAGUUGAUCAAAUGUCUCCAUCGAUAUGUGGGCACAGCUAUGAAGAGGUCCAAACCCCCCUUAAAGAUGUAAUAUUUGCUCCUGUCAUUUUUUAAUUUUUUAUAUUGGAACAUUUUUUUUGUUGAUAACUGUGGUUUACAUAAAACACAUCUGCUGAGAAACAWAUUUUUCUAUGCAAGUGCUGUACAUGUUGUAGGUGUUCUGCUCUGUCUGUGAUGAAAAGGUAUUGUCUGUACUGAUCUGUCUAUCUAUGGUGUCAAUGAGGGUCACGUAACGGAGAGAACAGGGGCUUCCAGUAUUUCACAUCAUUGAUAUAGCUCUGAUUAGCAUUCGAGGAAGCUAAGUAUGCUACUGUGCCAGCUCCUAUGGUGUGAAUGCAAGGUGGGAGUCCCAGAGACCGUGAUUCCAAAUGGAAUUUCUUUCUGCCACAGUCACUUGUCUACUGAUUUAUUGUAUGGCAUAUCACUAGUUUAACACCUCAUCUUCGGACAAGGGAAUACACUCUCAUGAGAACUGUCAUGUUUGGUCUUAAGUUGUUUAUUUUUCUUAAAACAGCGGCUUUUUAAAAAGGAUAAUAAAAAUAUUUACAUCAAA